UUAGCAGAUAUAAAACCUCGCCCACAUCACAUUUCGCCCAGUGAAAUAUUCCUUCUGUUUUGAUUAUGAAACAUGUAAUGAACGUCUUUUGAUGCUCACAAGGUUUAACGUUUAAUUCCAGUUGAGUGUCAUUUUAUUUCACAAGCAACUUUAGAAGCAUAAAGGGAUAAUAUCUAGUUGGAACAGUACGAAAUUUCAGACAUGUCCAAUACAUACUCCGAUGGCACUACGCCUACAGUUUGUAUAAUUGGUUCUGGUUUUUGUGGUUUAUGUUCUGCGGUUAAAUUGAAAACUGACCUGGGAUUUGAGAAUUUUGUCAUUUAUGAGAGAAAUAAGGACGUUGGAGGCAUUUGGUUGGCGAAUACUUAUCCAGGCUGUGAGACAGACGUUCCUAGUCAUUUGUAUUGUUUCUCGUUUGAAUUGAAUCCCAACUGGUCAAAACAUUAUGGGACAUCAGCAGAAAUUCAGGACUAUUUCAGCAAGGUUGCCCGUAAAUAUGACCUCUACUCACACAUCAAAUUUGAGACUCAAGUUAAGUCAACAAUAUGGGUUGAUUUCAUUAAAAAAUGGAGAGUGACAAUCAAAAAUAGAGUCUCUAAGCACGAGGAAGUGCAUCUAUUUGACAUCGUAAUCAAUGCUUGUGGUGGGCUUCGUUAUCCAAAGAUUCCUGAGGAAUUCAAAAAUUUUAAACGACCAAUGUGGCAUUCUGCUGAAUGGGAACAAUCUGUCGAUCUAACAAAUAAAACUGUUGGAAUAGUUGGAAGCGGAACGAGUGCCUGUCAAAUUAUACCAAAUAUUGUGCCGAAAGUGAAACAGCUGCAUGUCUUCCAAAGAAGGGCUUCGUGGGUUGUCGGACGCGCCCAAUUCGAAUAUUCAAAAUUUGUCAAGAAAUUAUUUCUAUUGAUUCCAUUCCUUUUGUGGCUGUACAGGGCGUACAUAUUUAUAAAGUAUGAAAUACGUCAUCAUGCCUUCAAAGGAAAAUCUUAUUUCUCAGAACUUGCUAGCCGAGACUCUAUUGAGCUGCUAAAAUCUCAAAUUCCAAACAAUAAAGACUUGCAAGAAGCUAUGACACCUAAAUUUCAAUUCGGUUGUAAAAGGUUAUUGGUAACCAACGACUACUACCCAGCAUUGAAUCAGUCUAAUUGUACAGUUCACAACAGCAAAAUUACAAAAGUUACUGAUAACUCAAUAAUAAUGGAAAAUGGAGUAUCACAGGAACUGGAUGUCCUAAUCUUGGCCACAGGUUUUCGUGCACAAGAAUAUUUUGCUCCAAUAGAAUUGAUAGGAGCAAAUUCAGUAGAUAUAUUGAAAAAAUGGUUGGAUAAUGAACCACCGAAAGUAUACUAUGGAAUAGUCGACCGUCAAGUUCCGAAUCAUUUUUUUCUAAUCGGACCGAACACGGCCAUAUUCCACAGCUCCGUUUUCUUCAUGGCUGAAUGUCAAGUUUCAUUUAUAAUUCGCCUUGUUAGGGAAAUGAUGGCCAGAAAUGCUAAAACCGUAACUGUCAAGGAGCAUGCGGUCGAAGAGUACAUGAAAUAUAUGCAAAAACAUAUGGGUAACACCGUAUGGGGCACAGAAGAUUGUGGAGGAUGGACCGCAUCUAAAGCUGGAAUAACAACAAUUUUAUGGCCAAUGAAUUCUACCGCCUACUGGCUACAAACUCGGAAAAUUAACUAUUCGCAUUUCGAUUUUGAAUAGAGAAUAUUUUGCGGAAAAAUGGUUAGCCAAGCGAAACUAAACAGAUCGACCGGCUUUGAUAUAAUAAUUCAAAAACUUUAAUUAUUUUGUGUGGUUUUGUAUAGAAACGGAUUAUUAGUAUUAGUAUGCUGAAAACAUUUCCAUUUUGAUUCAAUAUGAUGGUUCAAUAAGGAAAAGGUUAUUCGUAACGAAAUGAAUUAAAUUUAGUUUUUAAAUCUUUUAUUUGGUUAGUGCGUUAGUGGAUAACGUAUAUAUAUUCUGAGUCGAUAAAAGCGCAAUACCCGACCAGACUAACAAAUGUUGAGAAACAUAAUAAAGGGAAAAUAAAAUGUUCGACUUCCAUGGCUUUAUAAACAUUUGCUUUCGAUAAGAUAAUGAAAACAAAU
This is a messenger RNA of Bradysia coprophila, 2084 nucleotides long. RefSeq lists its product as uncharacterized. The record is from RefSeq and is a predicted model, not a curated record. Gene Ontology annotation, molecular function: flavin adenine dinucleotide binding; N,N-dimethylaniline monooxygenase activity; NADP binding. Lineage: Eukaryota; Metazoa; Arthropoda; Insecta; Diptera; Sciaridae.